Molecule: messenger RNA, 1863 nt
Organism: Annulohypoxylon maeteangense
Lineage: Eukaryota; Fungi; Ascomycota; Sordariomycetes; Xylariales; Hypoxylaceae
Product: iron reductase domain protein
Exons: 1
Coding region: 285-1685 (466 amino acids)
Source: RefSeq, a predicted model, not a curated record
CUGCAGUAGAUCGCUGCAUCGCCUCGAAACCCGCAUCAACCAACAGUGAAUGCCGCCAGCCGUAAGCUUAACUUGGACCUACUCUGCUAUGUCGCCAUAGUCUGACUGCAUAUACGCCGCAGAUAUACAGACAUCACUGUCAGCAUACCCCGCCUCUCGAGGUAUAUAGCGUAUUCAAGUUGAAUUGAUCGAAUAGUUCCGUCUUCCCUCUUUCCAAUGGAUCUUUUUCUACUCUCUCUUCUAAAUCCGAGCCCUCCGAACUUGAAAGUGAGGGUAUCUCCGGGAUGAAGUUCCAAGCUCUCUUCUCGCUGGCGGCGAGCAUUAUCCCCCUCGCUCGUCUCGUUGCCUCAGAGCCGAUUCAGUAUUGCAGAAAUGGCGCUGAGACCAACGAGAUUGACUUCUGUAUGAGCAUGUUGACGCACUACAAUGCCUCCACCAGUGCUCACGAUCUUUUCCUAACUAUGAGUGUCCUUCGUCCGGACAGCACGCCUGUCGGAUGGACUGCCAUAGGUUUAGGUGAAGUUAUGGAAGGUGCUCUUAUGUUUAUUAUCUACGGCGACCCGCUAGCGUCUAAGAAACCCGUUGUCAGCAUCCGAAAGUCCAUCGGUCAUGUACAACCAACACUCAUCACCGAAGAGGACAAGAAAGACGGAGCUGAGCUACAUCUAUUACGUGCCGAUUGGCAAGAAUCCCCUUCGGAUCCGCGUACCGUAUCAGCGGUAAUGUCUGUCGUCUGUUACUCAUGCCAUCUCUUCCCGGGAACGAAAAUCUCCGCCACAUCGAAGUCGCAGCCAUGGUUGUGGGCAUGGAAUAACAAGCAAGAAUUCGACGAUUUCCCGUACGAUGCUCAUCUGAAAAUGCAUGCCCAUCACGCUGGUAAAGGUGGAUGGGGAAAUUUCUAUGUCGAUAUGUCGAGAGCAUUGAACACGUGGAAGAGUCCCCCGAGUCCACCUUCAAUCAUAUACGGAAUGAAAGCCAUCGGCGUCAGCGAGAGCCCGGGUAUGUCGGCCGCAUACGGGAUAGCAUGGCUUAAGAACAACCCUAUACUCCAUGUCCAUGGAAUACUCAUGGGAAUCGCCUUUUUAUUCCUCUUCCCUCUCGGGGUGUUGGCCAUGCGGUCUGGCCGCAUGAAAGCCUUCAAGUACCAUUGGGUCAUACAGCUUAUUGCCUCUGGUUUCACGGUCGCAGGCUUUGCGCUGGGGCUCGUUCUUGGGCGCAAGGUCGAUACCUUCCAUCAAAUACUUGGCAUCACGCUCGUGGCCUCCCUCGGGCUGCAGGGGAUUCUCGGCUGGCGACACCACAUGGUCUUCCUUCGCCUUCGUCGCCGUACCUGGCUCUCUCAUUCCCACAUCUAUCUUGGCAGGUUCAUGAUGAUCGGAGGCUGGACGAACCUUGUGACUGGUCUCGUCCUCCGCGGGUAUUCCCGUCUUAGCGUCGGAAUAAUGGGAUUUGUAGUGGGCUUUGAAGCAGUCGCGCUCACAGCUUGGUUAUUAUGGAAGAGAAUCAAAGCUGCCCGUGCCGAAAGAAUGAAUAAGUCUAACCCUGAUGGAAACAAGGAUGACUUAACCAACUACUUCGCUUUGGAUGACUUAGAUGAUGAUGAGGAGGAAGAAGAUGCUUCGUCUUCGGAAACCCUACACGAUGAAGAGUCAAAACCCAUGAUGGGGAAGUCCGAAAAGGCGUAACUACCAGAGUACUUAAACCUUUAUAGUAGUAUACGGAGAGCAGUACCCCAGAGUGACUGCCUUUAUCAUAAAUGAAAUAACAACCAGACUGCAGAAAUGUACAAUAUUUUGCCGUUCUUUCACGAAGACAUAGUGUUGUUGAUCAGUUGUAGAAAUCUGGUACUUCCACGAGGAGACU